GAAGGCACAGUGACGCGCACGUGUAGCGCGUGUGUCACGCAUAGAGUAGAAUAGGAAAGUUUCGGUCAUUAUCUCAAUAGUCUCUCUCUUUCUCUCUUCCUUUCGCUCCUUCUCUCUCCCUCUCUCUCUUUCCCGUCGCUGGACCGCCAAGUCCAUUCUCGGUGGAGGAUCGUUAGACAAGUGUGGGCGAUUGAAGGGUGAUAAUCGAGCUGGGGCAAACAAAUCGCGCGAACAAUGCCUGCGAACAAAUCGAACCUGUCGACGCCUCGUAAAGAAAAAUCCGGCAACGGGCUAAUUCCCGCCUCCACCCCUACCGUUGCCGCCGCCUCGAGGAAGAAGAAGCGCUCGGCCUACGGCUCGGUCAAGCAUAAAAAACAUUGCAAGCAAUAUCUGCAGCUUCAUUCGGAAUAUAGGAGCACGUACACAUGGCACGAGUACACAGGACCGCAGGAACAUAUGGUUGUGCGACGCGCGCCACAACCACCAUCGACGAAGCAACCGAGCGCGAAGCUACAAUCGGCCAAGUCAACUGAGGAUGAGAACAGCGAAGGGCCCACCCUGGAACCACCAUUACCCAGACGGAAAAAAUGCCCGGCGCUCGCUUACAGAACACACGAAUUCAUCACGGCGGCGGAUGGCGGUGGUAUAGACGUCAUCGACUCGAACGUUGUAGCUGACAAGGAAGUUACCGUAACAUCGGCACUGCCACCGAGUCAGUUGAGCAAGGCGAUAUCCCGUAUCAGUACUGAAUAUCGGCUACAAUUCGCCUGGCCUAGGAAACAGCAGUUGAUGAAUGGCGAGACCCAGGCGCCGAUUCCAGCUGCGGGAGGCCCCACGGGCACGGCGGGCCCGCCAAGAAAAUCGCUGAGCAUGGGAGCCCUUAAACAGGGUAUGGCACCUACCGGACUCGCUCCGGUCCACAAAAAGAGACCCGGCGACUUUAAUCACAAGCGCGACGGAGUUCAAGCGUCCGAGCUGGAACCGCUCGUGGGUGGCAUCGGAACGGACACGAUCGACGGCGCGGUACCAGAGGGUGACGAGCGCGACGAGGACCUGUCGGACUUGAAGAUAACUUUCAGGAGUAAAAAGUAUGAUAAAACCGUGCGGAUAUCAGACCGUGCGGGUAAGGGACCGGGCAAAUCGCAGGUGAAACCAUUUCCCACGGCGGAGAUGAUCGAACUCCGGCGACUCGCUGACGAGUACAAGCAUCGUGACUGGGGUUGCGGUCUGGCCGAGGACGAGGCUUCGCUGUGGAAACAAGUCUCCAGUAACCAUGCGCUCAACGCCCUAUCGCUUGCCAGAUCUGUGACGAAAGAGGAAAAAGAAAAGGAAAAUACGAGGAAGGUAAUGCCUAUCGCCAGCAUGGUCACCGCUAUGCCACCAGCGGGUCGACCAUCCUCGGUGCAGGCUAGACCGAUCUACGGAAUAUUGCAGGAUGACACUAAAACGGAUAACGAUCGAGCAAUCGCUCGCGCAAGAAAAGACUUCUUGAUCCGCCACCACCUUGAUCGUACCACUGGUGUGGGUGAUGGUGCACUGCUUCCCUCUCCGACGAGAGAAAAGCUGGAGCCCGUGAUCCCACGACGUCGCGAGGAUGUCAAGGAACAUCGAGAUGAGAUUCAGCCGCGAACCAAAUCUAGUCCGAAGAACAGUCCGAGGACCGGACGCUCCCAGAGUCUCGGACCUACCGUCACUGAUCGCAGAUCGCCUAAACGUCAACCUGCACGUGCCCCAUCGAUCUCCAAAGAUGCCAAGGAAAAAGAAAAGGAAACGAAAGACAAGGAUAAGGAUCAAAGAGAACGAAGCGGCGAACGCGAAAGACAUCCACGGCCGACCUUCCUCGCGACCACCGUCCCUCCUCAUCGCCCUCUUCAUCAUGCUAAACCCACAACCACCAUCACUACCACCACCACCACCACUGUCACUAGCGUUAACAAUACUAGCGCAAGUACGGUUUCGGUAAAACGUUCCCCGAUAAAGCAUUCGAUUCAUGCGAGCGCCCAUCACCCACCUACUACGUCGGGCGCUGCCGCUGCGGCCAGGCCGGAGCGCGGCGUUAAAGAUUUAAGCCAAAGGUGCCGAGGUGCGAAUGACGAGGCUCAGACAAAAUUGGCCCGCGGGCAUCCAGCAGCUGCGGCUGCAGCCGCCGGCGAUGAUCCAUCAUCCAAAUCAUCCUCCGAUACGCGAUCCGUGUCAAAUCGAGCCGCUACUACUGCCGUCCAAGCUAUGACGGCGGAGCCUCAACUAAACGGAGAUGUCACGGGAGGAGACUCGAGUGUCGCUUCAACGCCGCCGUCGCAAACGACGCAGGGACCGCCGGCGUCCACCGCGCAACCAAGUCCGUGGCUGGACGACGAGCCGGUGGUGAAGAGUCCGCCGGAGCCAACGAGAGUAAAAUCGCCAGAACAGAUGAUCAUGCGCUCACCGGAACCCGUAAACUGGACCGUACCCCUCGACACCGGCAAGACGUUCACCGUCACGCAAAAUGUCCGGGAAGAACCCCUGACGCGUCCGCAUAGCGAGGCAAAGACCUGGGCACCCUCAUCGGUACCGUCGGCGCCGCAAUCCGCACCACCGGAGCUCGCAGCCCAGCACAAGUCCCAACAUUCCCAACACUCUGGUUACAAGUCGCCCGAGAGCGAGAGCGUCUCGCUCGGUAGUUUUAGUGGCAUAAACGGCCAUAAGGACUUGGAUUCGGAGAGGGACAGUCCGUUACCCGCAAGCGCGCAGGAUCCACCCACGAUGCCCGAAAAGGUCAUCGAUAUCGUCGAGGAAACGAAAGAGCGACAGAGUCCGGAGCCGUCGACAAAACCGGCGACGAAUCUAAAACGCCUGGAAGAUCCGACGUUCCAAGUGGAGAAGAAGGAGAGCGGUGUGCCGAUGACGACUGCGACAACGACGACAACGGUGACAUCGUCUGCAUCGCCGCAGCAGCAGCAGCAGAGUUACCGAAUUCUCGAGGCCGAAUCGUCGCCUCAAAGUGGUGGCGGAAGUGCCAGCGGAGGUGGCAAUGGAAGUGGCAGCACUAUCAGCGGUUAUCACGUUUUGGAGGCACCUGCGAUCGUGCCGGGCUCGGCGCAGCGUUCAACGGCGAGCGACGUUCUGGAGAAGGCGCGAAACCGCUUUGACAAAUUUUGGGGAAAGGGAAAUAACGGCAACACGGAAAAUUAGAAAUCGCGACAACCUUUAGAAGCAACAAGGCGAAAGACGACCAGGGAUACCACGUCUCUCAUCUCGGAAGGAAUGGCGGAGUGACGUCCUGCGAAAUGAGAAGAAGAACAUUGUCCCGCCCGUUUACGGGGGUCGAUUUGACUAACGUGCUUUCCUGAUUGCUCCAAGAGCGACAAUGUAGUAGCGUACGAGCGAAGGAGAAAGGAAGAGACGAGUGAAAAGAGAGACACGCCGUAUUGGCGUUCUCGCGAAUUCUCUGAGAGAAUUCUCCUCGUUCACGUUCCUCGGUCACUCGUGAUGACUGGAGACAUUCGCCAAGAAGAUCUCUCGAGCUUCUUUACGUUUUCGGUGUUACAUCGGAUUCCGAAAACACUCGAGAGCUGCGGAGAGUCAGAAAAUAACGUAUUACGUAUAAGCGGGAGAAUAUCUCUCAGAGGAUGCUGUCGCAAAAAUGAAGAAGGCGUUCGUCAAAAGAUCAAACGAUAGAAAGGCAACUUGACAAGCAACCUGCUGUUUGAUUCAAGAUGGAUGCAGAACUCCCGAGCUUCAAACUACGAUCGAUCAUUGAUCACUGAUUGAAUUAAAGAUCGACACACGGUGCUGAAUAAUCUUAGACUAGGAAAGUAAUUCACGCGAUGACGCAUACUCGAAAAAAGGCACAAAGACUCGGCGUCUAUCGGAUCAUUGAUCAUUAAAUGAGAGAGAAAUCGCUUUCUGUGUGCUCUUCCUUAUUAUCUCCAAACGCAGACCGUAGGACAGUAUCGUGGAUAUUUGCGCAUCCGCAUUAGAGAUAAAAAAAAAUAGUUCCAGACAAGGAUACGUCAGGGUGAAAGAUUCGGAAGACCGAUAUAGGAAGCUUAUAUAACGAUGACGAUGACGCGUGCAGGCAAUGCGUCGAUCUCGUUUCAACCUGAAGAAUGACUCUCGAAUGAUGCAACCAUUUACACUCUCACGCAUGCUUACAUAUACGGAUUACAAAUAGACAGAUACACGCAUACGAGUACACACACGCCACGACAUGUUCCUAGUCUUUCCUUUGCCGACUAAUGAGCGAUUGUGCAAAUCAUCGUGAAAUUUCAUAGGCUACGCAACCGGAACGUUACAUGACGAGUAUUUGCACAUUUUAUUUUUCUGAGAGGAAAUGUUUAACGAAAUCAGAAGAUAUUAUUCGAUAAAACCACUUUUUUUUAAGCAGUACGUAAUUUUUCACUUCGCAAAACUGUCUCGAAAAGGAUAGAGUGCACUCAUACUUAUCAUAAAAACAUACAUACACGUACACACGCACGCACGCAUGCACGCGUACACGCAGAAAUUCUUCGUUACACGGACGUAAGAACGGUGUUUAAACGAAAGACGCAUUCGUGCGAAAAAACAUUGACGUUAUAUAGGAUAUUUAAGUGAUCCCAUAUACGAGGGAUCCACCCGUAGCUAAGCCCGAAUUCUUUUUCAGACAAGACUCGGAACUAAAUAUCGAGCUGACAGGUAAAAACGGCUUGUCGCUAAGAAUCAAUGAAACCGGGAAGGAUAUACUUAUCGCCUUCGGAUACCGCUUCAUGCGUUUUAUAUAAGUCUAUAUAUAUACACACACACACAUGAUAUAGAAAUAUAACAAUAUUAUUAACACGUAUACUUAUGUGCAUACAAUUACGGGAUAUCGCACUCGCGGAUUAUAAAUAAAAUGCGGCGUUGUGCUGACGAUUUCUCAGAUCCACUGUCGCUCUAUUGAAUGAUAUCGCACAUUGUGCGAUAUUGUGUGUAAUAAUUGUCGAGACACUUUAUAACGUAGCAAUGACGAAAGUAGUAGUCGCAAUGAAAUUGAACAAUUUUUAUAUAUUUGAUUUCAUCAAGAUGAUACACAUAUCGCUCAUUUGCUGCAAAUCGCUUUUAUUGAGUUAUUAGUACAGGGAGAAAGCUUGCCAAAUAUGCUUUUUUUCCUAACAAGAACAUCAUAUUUUUACUUACGUCAUAUUCUAAAAGCUAUUUUUAACAAGAUUGUCAUAAGUCUAAAGAGGAGUUGCUUUCGGGUUACAGGAGAAUCCACAGUAGUGAUUAAAUCCAUUAUAAUAGUUUUUUCUUUCUACUAUCUUACGUUACUUUAUUCAAUUAUGCCAAUACGGUAUUUUAAAAUUCUCGUAGAAAGUUAUAACGAUUCAAAACUUUAAAUCGUGUCUCCUGAAAAAUCACAAGUUUUGAGUUAUGUCAUUGUUGCAGCAAAUGAGCGAUAUAUUUACUUGCGUGGAAUAUGUAUAUACAUGUCAAAGUAUCAUUUGGAAUUCUUGCGUGGGAGGCUUUACCGAGGGGAAGGAGAGUCCACGUGUUAUAUGGGGCGAUCUGCGGAAUCCUCGGUAGAACCGCGGAGCAAUUUUUUUUUCUCUUUCCUUAUGUGUGUCGUCACGAAAGAACUUGCUUCAUCUCCAUACUAAAUAUCGACACUUUCACUUUCGUGAUUUCGUUUCGAACGAAUUUCUUCACGAAAAAAAUAUCCAAUAACUUAACUCAAAGAUUUCUUAUUUUGCCGUUGUAAAACAAAUAUUAAUAUGUGUUUAUUUUUAGAAAUUGGAAACGAGAACGACUGCGCCGCAAAUUUAACGAUUCCAAGCAACAUGAUUACUAUUAUAUUGAGGCAAAAAAAAAAUAUUUCGAGAAGCGAAAGCGAUUGUUUUCUCUUUGAUCGUUUAAAAUUGCAAAUCGUAUUGGCGCGUAUGGUCGAAAAACGUGAGUCUUAGCCGCAUUUCCGCGAAAGCAUUACGAUUAAAUUUAGACCUGAGAAGAUUGUUACUCGUCAAAGAAAAGUGAAUUACUGUAGAGAGGCGUAGAGUUUUUUCACACAGAGUACACAUAGUCAAGCAUUUCUGCGAUUAAGGAUAAUUAUGAAGUCACUCUGUGUGUGUGUGUGUGUGUGUGUGUGUGUGUGUGUGUGUGUGUGAUGAUAACGAUGUGAAAAACACGAUUUUAUUCUCGGAUCGAUCAAGAUGAUUGCCCAAUGUUAUCUGAAAUGGAAGCGAAUAGGCAUCACAUAUUGAAAACAGCAAGAAAAAAGACAAAGAAAGACGAAUGACGUUACCUACCCACCGUGUACGCUACAUAUUCCGUCUGAUUUCUUAUACAAUUUUUUUAAACAUAUUUCUCUUGAAAGAAGACCACGAUGACGGUGACAGCGAUGAGAAAAGAUCUACGCUCACUCCACAGUUCAACUUGUUUGACUCGAUAGACGAGAGUUCUUCGAUCUUUCAAACUUACGAUAAAUAUCGAAAUUCCUAUUAAAAACAAGUGUGUAUUUCGGUAUUUCAAGUAAUGUUUAAAAUAACGUUUAAAAUAUUUCAACAUAUGGUACCACACACAUAUUACAUAUUUGAUUAGUUAAACAUGUGAAAAAAAAGGAAGAUUUGUGAAAGUUCUUUUUGCAGUCAUCUCCGAGAUGUUUUUGCAGCGUUUUGCAACAAAACUCGGAGAACACCCGCUUAUCCUCGCUGAGGGAUGCCGCAAAACAGGAAAAAGACGACUCGGUGGAGCUUUUCUCUAUCUCUCUCACACGCGCGCAUACGGUAUAUACCGCACUCCAUCCAGAUCCACGUCCAAAAGCCAACAAACGUAGUGAAGCAGCGUAACGAUAAUAAUGUAAUAACAGUAAUGAUACUAAAUAAUAAUACUGAAAACACAUCGCUAAGUAUUAUAAAUAUAUCUAUAUAUAUACAUAUGUAAGAAUGAGCAAACCACCGAUGAGACAGAUCCAAUGAACGGAACAGCAUUCAAGAUAAAAGAUAAAUCGCUUCGAAAGCAACGAUCGCUGGCAAUGAUAUCGUUUGUUGCUCACAGUCACAGUUGAACGUGAACACGAUUUCGGAUGGUAAGAGUAACCGUUGAUGUCUGUGUGAGAUUGAUGAUGAUAGGAAAGAUGAACAAGUUUCUGGCUCAUCUGAUAAUUUAGCUGUUGUGGAAGCUUCAAGUGCAUCAGUGAUUCCCAGAUUUAACACGACGCGCGACGGCGUCUCACAAAACUAUAAUCGAAUAUGUCACUUCAUCUUAGCCAGAUUUAUGUUAUCAAUUAAUUGGGAAACAUAAAAAGCCUAUUGAUUCCGCGAUAUGAAAUACCUAUCAAAUGUUUUCAUUCAUCCCUUUCUUUGUUUUAUAUAAUUUAAAUUCCUCUUUUAUAAAUAUUACGCAUAUUGCAAAUAAAAACAAAUUAUAAAAAUUAUUUCGUCGCCUUCAACGUCCACUUUACAUUUGUUCUUGUAGUAAUGUAUAAUUUGGAAGUUGUACAAAAGAUACACGUGGGAAACAAAUCUGUGAAUCACUGUGACAUGCUACCUUCGCAUGAACCGUAUGUUAUAGAGCUUUUCUCCAUUGCGAAAGUCCACAAGUCCAUUGCGUAAGAUUUCGGCCUAAUUUUUCAUUAAGAGAGUAAUUCUUUACUUAACGUGUAGCAUUGCGGCACAUUUUAUUAAACGAGUGCGUGAUCCUCUUUGUACGUUCGCCUUUCGGCUUUCAAUGUGGCAAUUGUCGAACAGAAAUUAAGUAUUCUUACUCAGUGUCGAAGAAAUGCUUAAAACGAACCACGAAAUUAAAAAAAGAAAAGGGAAAAAAAAGAAAAGUGAUAUUUAGAGAAUAAGUCGCGCGGCUCCGAUUUAGCUGAAGAGAUUUCAUCGAUUUAACUCGAGAGAAUUCUUCCAUUAUUUACGCGAUACGUGACAAAGGUCGACAAUCUUUCCGAAACGACACGAAAUUACGUGAGUCACAGACCACAGGGCGAUAUUCGUAGUCCGUUCUUAUAUAUACCUCGAGAUACUAAUCAACUUUUUUAAUAGUUGGCUAAUAAGCACGUUCAAGUUUAAAAAUGAUAUCAAAUGUAAUAAAGGAUCAGACUAUGAAUACCGUUCAUAAAGAAUGUCCAUGGGAUAUCUGAAAAAAUUACAAAGAUUCAAGCUAUUUUCGCAGACAGUUCGUAAUGUCUCUUAAACAUUCGUGUCGUUCGGCUUCUUAGAUUCCACUAGUAGGAUUCCAUCACAGACACGGACGCUUCGCAGCAUCGUUGACGAAAGUGACGAUGAAAGAACUGGCUGCAGCUCCAAAUUGCUUUGCUUCAAUCCAACGCAAGUCCAAUGCGAUUACUCUCCUAUUGCAUUCUGUGUCGCGAAAUGCGAUAUUUGGCAUCCACGUUUUUUCAACGAAACGCGCAUUGUUAUAAGCUCUGCUUACGCAGCUCCGCUCCGAAUGAGGAAAUUAAUCAAUUUGAAAUUAUAUUUAUUGUUAUAAUAUUAAAUCUUCUAUUGGGAUAGAAAUAUCGAAAAUGUAUAAAACGAGUUUUUGUUCUUUCCAUUAUUCGACAAUAAAUAUUUAAGCGUUCGACACAAGCAAUACGCUGUCUUAAGAAAAAAAUAUAAUAAUUAUAUUAUAAAAAUAUAAUAAUAAAAAUAAUUACACGGGAGGAGUGGCAUAUAGCCGCGCUUAUAACAUGUCAAAGAUGCAUCUCGCAAGCUUACACUGCCCAUCCAAGUUCAGAAGCUGACCUGUCCUGUGAUCUUCAGAAUGUCACACCGUGGGUAGAACCGAUCACUAUUCGAUCUGAAAUGACCAAGCGAUACUCGAAGACACACUACGUCCAUCGCGUUUCUAACACCUUUGUUGUUGGCAUCUUCAAUAUGAUAUUGUUACACUGUCGUGUCGAUCCGCAAGUUUGUUUCUGAGUGCACAUGAAAUAUCGUUCUCGAUGAACGAUAAAACAAGUGUCUAGCCAUUGAUCCGUGUCGUGAGAUUCAGAGUGAUAUCAGUGAUAUCAAAGAGCGAUAUUCAUACUCGAUGUAGAUGUUAAUAAGACUUUUUUAUCAGCUGACAACACCCUUAGAGCGAGCGCAUGAGGUCGGACUAUGAAUAUCGUUGAUAGUUGACCAAGUGUAUUCAGGAUGUACGCGCGCGUGCAUUGCUUCCUUUUCGUGCUCAUGUCCUGGUAUUCUCUGGAUGCACUAUGUUGUUAUCAUCGUUAGGAUAUAGAUAAAAAAAAUGGAACAGUUUAAACGCUAGCUCUUUUAAGACACGUGCGUCGACAAAUAUUCCAUGUUUUUGCUCCCCUUAUCACGUUUCUCCGUUUUUUUUUCGAGAAUAUAACGAUAAAAAACGGUAAGAAAAGAUUGGAUUGUUGAAAGAAUGAAUUCUUAUCUUAUAUUAAUUAAUAUUAAUAUAAAUUAAUAUAAUUUAUAUUAAUUUCUCGUCACGACGAAUUGGCGUGCUGGCACGUUGUUGUUUGUAAUUAUGCGAAAAUGCGCGACGAAGAUCUCAAGACAAGUCGAGAGACACUUUCCGAAGGAUCUAGCGUCACCGAAAAGGUUCCGCUGGUGAUACUACGAAUAUUAACGUGCGAAAUCAACAAUUAUACGAACGUAUCUAACACAACUGUACGAAUAAUGACGAAGCAAGAGAGAACGAUUAACAUCUUACAAGCGUGUGUAUUGGCAUGCGUACAUAAUAAGUUGCCAAUUAAUCAUCGAAUGAUUUUCCUAUCUAUAAAUAAAAUGGAAUUAUAAAGGGGA
Messenger RNA from Ooceraea biroi (clonal raider ant), 9695 nucleotides. RefSeq names its product nascent polypeptide-associated complex subunit alpha, muscle-specific form. The record is from RefSeq and is a predicted model, not a curated record. Gene Ontology annotation, molecular function: microtubule binding. Lineage: Eukaryota; Metazoa; Arthropoda; Insecta; Hymenoptera; Formicidae. Gene Ontology annotation, biological process: negative regulation of centriole replication.